Messenger RNA from Acaulospora colombiana, 1137 nucleotides. NCBI's taxonomy places the organism in Eukaryota, Fungi, Glomeromycota, Glomeromycetes, Diversisporales, Acaulosporaceae. The record is from the annotation of a GenBank genome assembly.
AUGAAGAAUAACCGACCGCCAGCAACUUCCUACGUAAGACGAAGUGAAAACAUAUCCUUUUCCUUUGCCGCAGGAAAGGACACCUUUCAAUCUGGAUUCCUUGGCAGCGAGAAUACAUACUUGGAGGGAAUAUUGCAUUUGAAUUACCAGAAGCCAACUCCUAUUAACAGAAUCGUCCUCAACCUUAAAGGAAAAGAGAAGACCAAAUUAUGCGAGAGUCAAGCGAAAGCAAACGUCCUCUAUAGCGGUUCUCAAACUUUUAUUGACAAAAAUUAUUUCAUUCAAAAUGAAGAAAAAUUGAUUACGAAGUUGGACAUUCCUUUCAAUCUUCUGCUUCCUCGCAACCUACCGGAAUCCGUCAACAUCUGCAAUAACAAUGGCGACGAAAUCGGAGGAAUCGAUUACAUUCUUAGCGCCAUCGUUGACCGCAAGGGAUUUCUCAAGACGACGCAAAAAGCGAAAAUCAAAUGCCCACUGAAAGGAACAUUGAUUAUGCACACAAAUGACCCCUACCAAUUAUGUGGAAGCUGGGGAAAUUUGCUAAAUUAUUCUUUGGAGCUACCUCAGGACAACGUAUUUGCCAUUGACACAUAUACGACAAUACCGAUGAAAAUCAAGUUUUUUCGUUCAGGGGUUAGCAUUGAAAAGGUCGAAUUCACUCUAAAAACGAUCGUCGACUUUUCAUUCGACAAACCACGCAAGGUCUCGCGUAAAAUCAAAGAAAUGGUCGUAUCAUCGGCAGCGAUACAACACCAGGAGCUUAUGUUCUUACGACCGGCGAGGGGGGAAUACGCUUUCUCCGUUGAACUGCAUGUUCCACCGAACACAAAACCCACCAAUUGUUAUUCCAACACGUUAAUCCAAAUCACUCAUCGAUUGUGCGUGAAGUGUCAUUUGUGGGGGGGAACAACUGAUUUCGUGUUGGAGGAACUUGUGACCGUCGCUGACGCCAGACGACCCACGCAAACCUCUCGACUGCAAAGUCCACCGUUCAUGUCUUUAAACAAUUCAUUAUACAGAUUUGAUGACUCGGACGAAAUUUUCCUAGAUGAAAAUGAUGAUUUCAUCUACGUAUACGAUCAAAAUGGCGAAAAAAUUCACAGUUAUGGAAUUCCGUCGGGCUCCGGGCUAAAGUAA